AGCUGUAGGAGGACCCAAAGCUGCUGAAAGGCUCCAAAGCUGCUGAGAGGCUCCAUGGCUGUGCUGGGACCUGUUGCUGCUUGGGGCUUCUGUGGCUUCUUGGGGGGCUCCAUGGCUGCUGCAAGACUAUGGUUGGAAGGGGACCCAUGGCUGCUGGGGGUGGCUCUGUGGCUGCUGGUGGACACGUAUCUGCUGGGGGUCUGUGGCUGGACCCGUGGUUGCAGGGGAAGAUAGGACUGCUGGGGGUCUUCAGCUGUCGGGGGACCCGCCACCUCAGCCCCACCUGCCCUCCCCUGCCUCUCCGUGGACACCGUGGCUGGGGCGAGGAGGCAGGCGCAGGGCACCUCAGACAUCCCCUGGCUGCUGUGGGAGGGAGCUCCAGCCCCCGGCAUCCGGUACCUGACAGAGAUCUCGGGGUGCGUGGUGUGCUGUGGCGAGGAGCUCUCUCCGCGUCCUCUCCCCUGAGCAGGAGAAAGAGCUGCCACCGCUUUGUACCAUGCGGCGGGGAAGAGCCCUGGGUGCCUGGAUACUCCUGGCCAGCCUGGCCGUGGCCAGCUGGGGCGUCCGAGGACAGCAAAUAAUCGUGAAAGAAGCCAGUGGGAAGGUGUUCCUGCAGUGUUUAGCAGGAAAACAAAUUACCUGGCAGAGAGAUGGGACCACUCUAGGAAACACAACGCAGCUGGAAUUGGGUACAAUUUAUGAUGACCCCAGAGGCACCUAUAUGUGUGAAACAGACGGAAAGACGUCCUCCCUCCAGGUGCACUAUCGAAUGUGCCAGAACUGCAUUGAGGUGGAUGCUCCCACCAUCUCGGGGAUCGUGGUCGCAGAUGUCAUCGCCACCAUCUUCCUGGCGGUUGCCGUGUAUUGCAUCACGGGCCAUGACAAGGGACGCAUGUCACGAGCUUCAGACAGGCAGAACCUGAUAGCCAAUGAGCAGCUCUACCAGCCCCUUGGCGAGCGGGAUGAUGGACAGUACAGCCGGCUGACACCUGCCAAGGCCCGCAAGUGAAGUGGAGAGACGCUGGGGCCUGUGGCUCCUUCAUGCUGGGAGUGAUAUUACAGCAACGCCACGGCCAGUGCCUCCGUAAGCUCGGUGCUGGCCAAAGGCAGUGCAGGUUUUUGCCUGGAGAGCCCUCCGGCUCCUUGCCGGGAUGGGCUGCUUGUAGCACUCUGCUCUUCUCAUGACGUCUUGUGCUUCUGUAUCCCCCUCAUUAAAGAUGAGCCUA
This is a messenger RNA of Calidris pugnax (ruff), 1226 nucleotides long. RefSeq names its product CD3d molecule, delta (CD3-TCR complex) (gene CD3D). The coding region runs from base 497 to 1009 and encodes 170 amino acids. Gene Ontology annotation, biological process: cell surface receptor signaling pathway; positive thymic T cell selection. Lineage: Eukaryota; Metazoa; Chordata; Aves; Charadriiformes; Scolopacidae. The record is from RefSeq and is a predicted model, not a curated record. Gene Ontology annotation, cellular component: external side of plasma membrane; membrane; alpha-beta T cell receptor complex. Gene Ontology annotation, molecular function: transmembrane signaling receptor activity. The transcript is spliced from 5 exons.